Messenger RNA from Quercus lobata, 489 nucleotides. RefSeq names its product ethylene-responsive transcription factor 4-like. Lineage: Eukaryota; Viridiplantae; Streptophyta; Magnoliopsida; Fagales; Fagaceae. The transcript has a single exon. The coding region runs from base 1 to 456 and encodes 151 amino acids. The record is from RefSeq and is a predicted model, not a curated record. Gene Ontology annotation, molecular function: DNA-binding transcription factor activity; DNA binding. Gene Ontology annotation, biological process: regulation of DNA-templated transcription.
AUGCCUGCGACUGCUAGUGUUGACGCGCUUCCCCUCCUCCUCCGCCUAGACUCUUCUUCAGUGGCCACCACACGGCCGCCUCCUAAGCACCAGACGCACUACAGAGGCGUCCGGAAGAGGCCGUGGGGCCGUUUUGCGGCGGAGAUCCGAGACCCCUGGAAGAAGACCCGUAAGUGGCUGGGCACCUUCGACACGGCGGAGGAAGCCGCUCUAGCCUACGACGAGGCCGCCGUCAGCCUCCGUGGUCCCAAAGCCAAGACUAACUUCGGCUUCAUCCUCCCUCCUCCCUCGCCAGCUAGUCUUCCUCCUCCGCCGGUGAGAUCGGAGUACAGGGGCUACAAGAUGGAGAACUUGGCGGUCAUGACCACUCAGACUCAGCACGACACCAAAACAUCCUCGUCUCCAGAGAAAAGGCCCUUUCUUUUCGAUUUGAAUCUGCCGGCACCGCUCUUCUGAUGAGUAUCAAAUUAAUGUUGUUUGGUCUGGUCU